UCAAAAUUUCUCAUUGGUACAACUGAAGAGAAAAAACAAAUUGCUACAUUAUUCGAUCAAGCUUUUCAUCAACAUGGUGUUAUUCGAUUAAUCAAUGCUAAUAUUACUUCAGCUAUAAUCGAUAAAACAAAAGAAUUUUUUGCCUUGGAUGAAAAACUAAAACUAAAAUAUUAUGGCAAUGGUUCAUAUUAUGGAACACCGGGAUAUAAACCACCAGGUUUAGAGGCUGUUGGAAACUAUAAAGGAGACAAAAAAACAGCACCUACGGAUUCUAACGAAAUCUAUUUUACAUUUUUCAAAGCUCAAUCAAAAGAAAUUGAUCCAUCUAUUGAUCAAUUACCUGAUGUGUUUCGUCAGGCGGUACCAGAAUACAUUCUCAAAGGACGACAACUUAUUUCUGAUGUUCAUCAGAUUGCUGAUUUAGCAUUGGAAUUAAAUGAAAACAUUCUGGAUAAAAAUUAUACGAGUGAUCAUGCUACGUUUACAUUAAGAUUAGCUAAAUAUUAUCCACCGAAACAUGAUGAGCCAUUAUCCUUGGGAGAACAUCAAGAUUAUCUUGGAUUUACAUUAAUACACAAUGAUGAUGUACCAGGUUUAGAAGUGAAUGUCAACGGACGAUGGUUUGGUGUCGAAUCGAAACCUAAGACUAUAAUAGUCGUUGGUGGUGAAUUUAUUCAAAGGUGGACAAAUGAUUAUUGGAUAUCAGUCUUACAUCGGGUGGGAGCGGUACAUCAAUUAAGGUAUUCGGCAUUAUUGUUUAGUGGACCUGAUAUGAAUUCUGUGAUUGAUACAUUACCAUGCGAAAAAUGUACACUAGAACCAUCAAAAUAUCCUCCAAUUACUGUAUAUGAACAUAUGGAAAAACGAAAUGCCGCUGCAGCACGUAACUAA
Didymodactylos carnosus is the source of this 891-nucleotide messenger RNA. The record is from the annotation of a GenBank genome assembly. Lineage: Eukaryota; Metazoa; Rotifera; Eurotatoria; Philodinida; Philodinidae.